Molecule: messenger RNA, 1652 nt
Organism: Sphaeroforma arctica JP610
Lineage: Eukaryota; Ichthyosporea; Ichthyophonida
Exons: 2
Coding region: 1-1647 (548 amino acids)
Source: RefSeq, a predicted model, not a curated record
AUGCAUGCUGCAUCCCUCAUACUCGUUUGCUACUUUAUAUCAGCAGCACCGGCGGAGCCACCGCAAAAGAAGCCGCACACGCGAGGCAAGAAUCUGCCAACACCAGGCAGACGCGCCGAUCCUCGAGUGCUUCUGGAGAGGGCGUAUGCGUACCACGACGCCGUGAUGGGUACAACCAGAACAGACCACACAUACGCACACGCACACGCACACGCACGAGUUAUUGCGGAAGGGGAGCACCUUGCACCGACACACCCAGCACACACGCACGCACACGCACACACUGCCGGUGGUAGCAUAGGGAUGGCUCAGGCGACGCAGAAUGCGAGUAAGAAUACGCAGAGCGGUGGGGGUGGGAUAGAGGGAGGGUUAGGGCCGGACAGCACCGCACACGUGGCGAAUGGGGCGGCUGGGGAGGUAAUGGCAGCGGAUGUUAAUAGCACAACCCACGCCGCUAAUGACGUUGGUGGUAGCGGUAGUGUUGGUGUUGGGGAGACAGUGGCAGAUGGUACUAGUAGCACAAGUUUAGCCUUGCAUGGUAUGGGGGGUGGGGUGUUAGAGGAGGCUGCGAGUGCGCACAAGGCCAGAGAGGCCGAGACGGUUGCGAAGGUCAGUUCGGCACCUGCGGAGGAACAGACUGGGCUGGGGUUGGAGACGGAUGAGACUCUGGACGACGAGAUUGUGGGCGAAAUGAGCGAAACCGGGGAGAGGGACUCCCCAGAGCCGGCGAGUGGACCGGUCCAAAAAGAUCUGGAUUCGGGUGCAGCCGGCGUGGGCAGUCCACUGGGUACUACACUGAGUGCGAGUGUAGAGGCGGAGAAGGAGGAGAGAGAGAGAGAUGGUGUUCAGGGGGCGAGUCAUAGUAUGGGUGUAGUGGACUAUAGUAGUGAUGAGGAUGAGGCCGCCACCACCAAGAAUGCCCCAGACAAGAGCGCCGACGGACCGAUCCCAAACAAGGACACCGUUCCGGUGAGGACUACCGCGGCAACGGAUACAGGUACACAGACAGUUGAGAAAGGAACGGUUGCUAUGGAGACCACAGAAGUAACUACACAGACGGCUGACAGAGGCAUAGGUGCUACAAAGGAUGCAGCAACUACACCUGAGACCUCUAUGACGAGUGGAGCCACGGGUGUGGCCAAGGCGAAGUCCCCUGUUCCCGAGACAGCUAGGCCGGUUGUACCUGGCGUCAGCACGAUGGCCCCAUUUGAAACAAGUAGGGGCACUACGCACGAGGCCACUGGCCCCAGUGCACCUGAAACGAGCGCACCUGGACCGACCAAAACUGGAACGGUUGAGGGCAUUGCACACGUAGGUACAGAGACUGCGUCUGGCGACUCGACUGGGCCUAGUAAGGGACAUAUACCGAACGGCUCAGCCGGUGUACAAGAAAGCAAUGGUCCAAUCCCCAAGAUGUCACAACCAAUUCCCAUUGCUAAGGAGAGUGCGGGCGACACUGCCGCCGGGGUAGCCCCGGCCAAACAACCCACCGCGUUGCCUAGCAACGGCAAGGAGCCGAGUGUGAAUGGUGCGACAUAUACAAGCAGUGAUGGCGGGGGACAGAAGACCGAGACGAAUGACGUUGGACAGGAUGAGAGUUUACCCGAUAAUUGCCCGGAUCAACCUGGGUAUUUCUUGGAGGGCUAGAAGUC